AAAAGUUUAUCUUAAUACGUAUUCGUAAAUGCCCUCUGGAAGCUGCAAGAGUCAGAUCAUAGUCCUAGGUAAAUGUCAUCACUCAUCAUCGGAUUCUAACAACAUGCCCAUCAUCUUCAAAACACAAAGGAGUGGAAGCUAACAAACAACGCAUCAUCAUUUUUUUGUCCUCUUUAUAUAUCUUCUUUCCUAUUUUUUAUCUUUUUAUUGUUUUGUAUAUAAAAUCCCUAAAUUCCCGUUUUAUGUAACGGACAUAAUAAGCCGCGUACGGCGUAUCCGGCAAAUCGGCCCAGCUCGAGCCAUCAUCAAUCUACGGAGGAGAUCCAUCUCUCUCUCUCUCUCCAUAUCGCAACAACACUGCUGAAGAUUUCGGGGGUUGUCGACGGAGCUGGAAUCUAGCUUUUUCUUCUCCAGAUCUCUAAACCGAUUCUCACCGGUUAAUUGGUAUUAUAAAGCCAUGGUUCUUGAUGGGCUUGUAUCUUCACCGUCAAGGAGACAACAAUGUCUAAAGAAGCAGUGGGACGAGUUGGGUAGCUGGUCGACUCUUAUUCAGAGGCAUCAAUAUCUCUUAACAGCUUUGGCUCUUUUGGCUUUCCUCUGUACUGUUUAUCUUUACUUUGCAGUCACUUUAGGCGCUAGGCACUCGUCCUGCUAUGGCUUGACCGGGAAAGACAAGGCAAUGUGUCAAUUACAACUUGUUCAAGCUCUCUCCAAAGGGAAACUUAAAUUCUUCUAGACUGUUUAUCUAUCGGUGAAAGUUUGAAACCCCCACAUUUAUUGUUCUUGUACUAAAACAUUCUUUUUCUUCUUUAUUCUAUAAUGCAAUUUGUGUGUAUUAUUACAUGGUGAAAUAAAACCAGAGAUUCAUAAUUGAAAGAUAACUUUAUUUCAUCAGAUGAGAUGAGAGUAUACAUGUGCACUGUUUUGAGUCGGAUCGUCACCUC
This is a messenger RNA of Arabidopsis thaliana (thale cress), 944 nucleotides long. Its product is annotated as ephrin-A3 protein. NCBI's taxonomy places the organism in Eukaryota, Viridiplantae, Streptophyta, Magnoliopsida, Brassicales, Brassicaceae. The record is from RefSeq and is marked reviewed. The transcript is spliced from 2 exons. The coding region runs from base 458 to 736 and encodes 92 amino acids.